Messenger RNA from Acaulospora morrowiae, 1745 nucleotides. The record is from the annotation of a GenBank genome assembly. Lineage: Eukaryota; Fungi; Glomeromycota; Glomeromycetes; Diversisporales; Acaulosporaceae.
AUGGACGGAAAAAUCAUAGAACUGAGAGUAAAGAGAGAUUACAAAGUCGAGGCUAUUAAGAGAAUGAUCCAGGAUAAAGAAGGCAUUCCCUAUCACCAACAAUACCUUGUUUUUAAUGGUUUAAUGCGUGAUCAUGUAUUCUUGUCAUCAUACAAUAUCAAAGAGGGUUCUGUAUUGCGUUUAGAAUAUAAAAAAAUGACAAUCAGUGUCAAUUUGAUGGGCAAAAAAAUAAUAAAGCUAGAAGUAGAAAGAAAUUUCACCAUCGAUCAAGUCAGACAAAUGAUUGAUGAAAAAGAGGACACCUCCUUGCAUCAACUUCAAUUCACUUUUGCUAACAAAAUUCUGCAUCCAGGGUUAAGAUUAAUGUCUUGUGAGGUUACUAACGAGUCCACAUUGCAUCUAUCCUUAUAUAAUCAUUUUAGUGGUCAAAUACAUGUGAAAUCAUUGACUGGAAAGACGAUAACUCUGUCGGUAGAAUCAAAAACAAGCAUUGACGAUCUUAAAUUAAAGAUCCAAGAAAAAGAAGGAAUCCCUCCUGAUCAACAACGUCUUAUUUAUAAUGGCAGGCAACUAGAAGACGGGCGCUGCUUGUCUGAUUAUUAUAUUAUAAGAGAGUCUAUACUCCAUCUUGUACUUAGAUUACGUGGUGGGAUGCUCCAAGAAACCAGUGGUCGACAAGAAUUUGAUGCAUUGCCAUCACUUACACAAUAUAUGCUAACACCUGAAGAACGUCUAAAGAAUGGAAUUCAUACUGGUAUUGUCUGUGAUUAUUGUGGUAAACACGAAUGGAAAGGCGUGAGGUCAAUAUCCACCGAAUUUAAUGAGCUUAAUAAUGUCUACUUCCAUACCAUUGAUAGGUAUAAAUGUUCAGAAUGCCUCGAUUAUGACUUGUGCUUUGAUUGCAUCACGAUGUCCAACCUACUUCAUAAUGUGCAACAUCGUUUUCUGAAACUCACGGAUCCCAUAGAUCCAAAGGCGACUCACAAAGAUAUCUUAUCUGCUUCUGUUACCAUCUUCCCAAUAUUACCUGACACGAAAGAGAAAUUAUUGACUCUGUUACGUGAGGAAGAACGCCGAAGGUUUUCACCUGAAAUGCAAAAAAAGUAUUAUGAAGUUGGUAAUAAUCCUACAUUGGGUAUGGAUUGGAUGGAUGUUACUGAUCAGAUGCAGUAUGAGUUGGUUCGAGAGUUUGGAUACUCAGAUGAGGCAGUGCAAUUAUUGCGACGUGCGCCGCAGCUUUAUCCGAAUGAUCCCGAGUUCCACACAACUCAAGUAUAUGUUCGCAACAAUAUUGCUAAUAUUGGAAAUCUCGUUGAAGGAAUGCCGGCGCCUGAUUGUCCAUUAGUUCCUCUCAACCCUUUAAUGUUUAAAAUAGUGGUUGUUAAUGGUAACACCAAUUUAUCUAAUAUAGUUUCACUACGUUCACUUUGUAAAUCAGGAAGACCUCUUGUUCUUCUCGGUGGAUCCUAUACUUGUCCCUUAUAUCGAUACAUAUCUCACGUACUUAAUGAUAUAUAUACACGAUAUAAAGCGCAAGUGGAUUUUUAUUUGAUACAAAUUCGAGAAUCUCAUGCUUCCGAUGUUUGGCCUAUUGGUAACAUUGUUGAUGUCAAAGAGCAUCGCACAUUAUCUGAUCGUCUGGCCGCUGCACAUGAGAUGGUCGAAAAAACCCAGUUGGAAAUUCCAGUGCUAGCAGAUACAAUGAAUGAUAGUUUCUUAAAUUUGUAUUCGCCAUGGCCAUUCCG